Lactuca saligna is the source of this 453-nucleotide messenger RNA. The record is from the annotation of a GenBank genome assembly. Lineage: Eukaryota; Viridiplantae; Streptophyta; Magnoliopsida; Asterales; Asteraceae.
AUGAAGUUGAAGAGUAAGAGAAGAUCAUCAGGUACAACUGUUCGCAAAACACAAGUAUCUCAUCAAGGGGUCAUUUUUUGGGAAAUUCCUGCCCAUGUUUCUCCAUCAUCAAAGACGAGAAUGGUUGCUGACAUGGCUAAGCAUAUUUCUAAAAAUAAGCAGCGUAAGUUGCUUCUCUCUUCUGAUUCUACAGCUGAUGAGAUAGAACUUAUUCCAGAGACUCCAGAAACAGUUCUUCUCAAAGAAUCUUCUAAAGCUGAUACUUCUAUGACUCAACCACCCGAAGUUUCGAUUGCCAAGACAGUUACUGUGGAGGCUCGAACUUCAGACAUCACUGUAAACAUAUUUGAUAUGGAUACAAAUGUCAUCAUGGGUGAGAAUACUUCGAAUUAUGUAGCUAAAGGUAACACUUCGAAUGUUAUUUCAGAAUCUCUCAUUUCUUUGCCUUCUUAG